Molecule: messenger RNA, 760 nt
Organism: Paraphaeosphaeria sporulosa
Lineage: Eukaryota; Fungi; Ascomycota; Dothideomycetes; Pleosporales; Didymosphaeriaceae
Product: Cloroperoxidase
Exons: 3
Coding region: 29-760 (243 amino acids)
Molecular function (GO): peroxidase activity
Source: RefSeq, a predicted model, not a curated record
GUUGUUUCUCAAGUUUUCGAUUGAAAAGAUGAAGAUUACACUCUGGACAGCGUGCUUGCUGUCGUCUGUCGCGGCGUACCCUUCGGUACAAGAGCGCCAGACAGAGGACCACUCGUGGAGAGCGCCCUCGGCGACUGACCGCCGCGCUCCCUGCCCUAUGCUCAACACGCUGGCCAACCAUGGAUACUUGCCCCGUAAUGGCGCCGACAUCUCCAUGGACAUCCUCGUCGCCGGCCUCAAAGCGGGCGUCAACCUCGGCGCAGACGCCACCAAGCUUGUCGGAGCCACAGCAUUGAAGGGCUCCACCACCGGCAACGCGAGCACAUUCCACCUGACUGACUUGAACAAGCACGGCUUGAUCGAGCACGACGGCUCCCUCUCCCGCGCCGACAUCUUCUCCGGCGACAACCACUCCUUCAACGCCACCAUCUGGGCCUCAACCGCCUCCCACUUCACCUCCCCCACCAUCUCGCUCGCGACUGCCGCCAAAGCGCGCAAAGCACGACUCGCCGCUGCCCAAGCCGCGAACCCGCAGUUCAACAUGAGCGAUGGCGACAAACAGGCGAGUAUGAUCGAGACGGCACUGUAUCUCAAUGUCAUGAGCAAUGAGACGGGAGUUACGGCGGUGACGGCGUGGGUGCAGAAGCUGUUUACGCAGGAGAGGCUGCCCAUUGAAGAGGGGUGGAAGAGGCCGAAGGGGGAGAUUGGGGUGCCGACUAUUUUGGGUUUGGUGGGGUUGAUCGGGGUCGCGGGGAUUUAG